AUGUCAACGCCUGCUCGACAUCGCGCCCUUGUCCUCGACUCCAUUGAGGACGGCUUCCAUGUCAAAACGGUCCCAACCCCAACCCCUGAUCUUGGCAGCGCCAUUAUCCGCAUUGACACUGUCGGAGUGCUCUCUUACCACCGCGAAGUUUAUAACGGCGAGCGCCAUUACUCUUUCCCUAAACCCCUGAUUGGUGGCUUAAAUGCUAUUGGCCAUGUUGCCUCCCUCGCUGCCGAUGCAACCACCCUACAAUGCGGUCAGCUUGUAUAUGUUGAUUGUGUUAUUCACGGACGCGAUAACCCAGAUGUCGUGUUUCUUUCGGCCAUCCACGACGGUGACUCCGACGGGAGUAAGAAGCUAAUGCAGGAAGUAUGGCGCGACGGAACAUUUGCCGAGUACGCCAAGGUACCUUUGGAGAAUUGCAUACCUCUGGAUAAAGCGACACUAUGCCAUAGUCUGGGUUAUUCAACCCAAGAGCUGAUGUACAUUGGUCACCUACUGGUUCCUUUUGGCGGACUUCGUGAUAUCAACAUCGAACCCGGUGAAACAGUUCUCAUAGCCCCGGCAACAGGCACAUAUGGUGGUGCUGGCGUCCAGGUUGCUAUCGCCAUGGGGGCGAGAGUUAUUGCAAUGGGCCGCAAUGAGAAAGAGUUGGCAAGAUUGAAGGAUCAUGUGCUUAGAGGCUCACCGAACGCAAAUAUUCAUACUCUCAAAAUGACACAAGACGAGACGACUGACGCCGUUGCGUUGCAAGAGUUGGGGCCCCUUGACGCUGUCCUGGACUUCACGCCACCCCAUGGAUCCGAGUCACCACAUUUAAGAAGUGCAAUCAAAGCCUUGCGCCGUGGUGGCCGCAUUAGCAUCAUGGGAUUUAACAAAAACCCAAUGGUGCCUUGGAUCUUCGUGGCCAAAGACAUCUCAAUGAAAGGAAAGUUAAUGUAUGAUCGAUCAGACAUUGUGCAGUUUAUCAAGAUGCUACAAGCAGGCCUAUUUCCUCGGGACAAGAACUUUGUGGACGCAAAGACCUUCAAACUGGAGGAAUGGAAGGAAGCUUUUGACGUGGCGGCUGAACAUACGGGCAUUGGGAAGCUUGUUAGUCUCAUACCAUAA
Molecule: messenger RNA, 1110 nt
Organism: Talaromyces proteolyticus
Lineage: Eukaryota; Fungi; Ascomycota; Eurotiomycetes; Eurotiales; Trichocomaceae
Product: chaperonin 10-like protein
Exons: 1
Coding region: 1-1110 (369 amino acids)
Cellular component (GO): mitochondrion
Molecular function (GO): oxidoreductase activity
Source: RefSeq, a predicted model, not a curated record